Messenger RNA from Chanos chanos (milkfish), 675 nucleotides. It is a transcript of the gene gins4, whose product is annotated as GINS complex subunit 4 (Sld5 homolog). The record is from RefSeq and is a predicted model, not a curated record. NCBI's taxonomy places the organism in Eukaryota, Metazoa, Chordata, Actinopteri, Gonorynchiformes, Chanidae. Bases 1 to 675 code for a protein of 224 amino acids. Gene Ontology annotation, biological process: DNA-templated DNA replication; double-strand break repair via break-induced replication. The transcript has 7 exons. Gene Ontology annotation, cellular component: GINS complex.
AUGUCAGAUGUGUUAUCGGAUGCUGGUGACCUUAGCGGAGAAGAGGAGUCCCAAGAAGAUGUUUUGACCCCCGCGGAACUCAUUGCCAGACUGGAAGAGGCAUGGCUGAAUGAGAAGUUUUCUCCGGAGCUACUGGAAAACAAGUCUGAGAUGGUGGAGUGUGUGAUGGAGCAACUAACACACAUGGAGCAGAAUCUACAGAGAGUGAAGAAGGGAGAUUUGAAAGCUGGCAUCCAUCGCGUGGAGAUCGACCGCAUCCGCUUUGUCCUCAGCAGCUACCUGCGUUCGCGCAUACAGAAGAUAGAGAAGUUCUUCCCUCACGUCUUAGAGAAGGAGAAGUCUCGCGGGGAUGGCGACCCCUCGUUUCUGUCUCCAGAGGAGUUUGCAUUUGCAAAAGAAUACUUGGCCAAUACGGAGACUUACCUAAAGGCUGUGGCUUUGAGACACAUGCCUCCGAAUCUACAGACUGUGGACAUGCUGAAAGCAGUUCCGGAACCGUGUUUGGACUCGUUUGUGUUCUUGCGAGUCAAGGAGAGGCAGGAGAACAUUCUGGUGGAACCCGAGACCGACGAACAGAGCGAGUACGUGGUUGACCUGGAUGAGGGCUCCCAGCACCUGAUGCGGUAUCGCACCAUAGCGCCCCUAGUGGCCAGCGGCGCAGUGCAGCUCAUCUAA